Pristis pectinata (smalltooth sawfish) is the source of this 5601-nucleotide messenger RNA. It is a transcript of the gene hdac11, whose product is annotated as histone deacetylase 11. The record is from RefSeq and is a predicted model, not a curated record. Bases 981 to 2006 code for a protein of 341 amino acids. The transcript has 13 exons. Lineage: Eukaryota; Metazoa; Chordata; Chondrichthyes; Rhinopristiformes; Pristidae. Gene Ontology annotation, molecular function: histone deacetylase activity.
CAAUAAACCUGUUAGAAAUGUACAAAGACUGCCUUUCAACUCGCAGUUUAAGAUCCUUCCGCUUUUGCAACUGGGGGCUUUGUACCCAGACGUAUCGAAUGUAUAACGAAGGGAAAAAAUCAUAUUGCGAUCCCGGUAUAAUUCUCUCUAGUGCCCGCCAGCCUUGGAAGACCAGGCCUGAUGUUUCACAGCCAUGAAGGAUAUUUGGGUGACCAAAAGGGAAGCCUCACAACAAAUAUAAUUUGACCAAUUACUGCUUAAUUGGACUACUCUCAAUCAUUAGCAAAGUGAAGGCAGGUGUCUUUGAUAGUGUUAUCAAGCGACACUUGCUAAUAACCUGCUUACCAAUGCUCAUUUUGGGUUUCACCACGAACACUUGGCUCCAUGCCUCAUCACAGCCUCAGUUUAAAUUUGGACUAAGGAGUUGAAUUCCAAAGAGGUGAAAGUGAUUGCCCUUGAUAUCAAGACAGCAUUUGACUGAGUGUGACAUGAAGGAGCCCUGGUUAAACUAAAAGCCAUGGGCAUUGAAAGGAAAACACUCAAAUGGUUGAAGUCAUACUUUGGACAAAGCCGUAUGGUUGUGAUUGAUAAUCCCAGCAGCAAGACAUCACUGAGGAGAUUCUCAGAGCCAUGCCUUAGGCCCAGCCAUCAUCAGCUCUUUCAUCACUGACCUUCCUUCCAUCUCAAGAUCAGACAGGUGGAUGUUUGCUGACUGUGUGAUGUUCAAUUCCUUUGAAGCAUUCUGGUAAAUGCGGCAGUCCACAACAUUCAGUCAUGGACUGAUAUAUGGCAGAGACAGCCGCGCCGAGGAAGUCGGGCUGGAUUCGCAGCUUCUGUUAGCCCCUGGGCUGCCCUGCCGGCUGGGAUUUUGCAUUCGUCAGGCCCCGGGAGCGGAGUUUCUCUCGUUGCCAGGGUUGUUGUGGGUAUCAGCGCGCAAUCCCGACAGGAUUAAUUAAAAGAACGAAUAUGUAAGAAAGAAGAUGUCAGUGGAACAAAGCAGAAAGGGAGACAAACUGCCACAUAGAACCAACCUAUACAUUGAUCUUCCAUCAACACUAUGGCCUAUCGUAUAUUCUCCUGAUUACAAUAUCACAUUCUUGGGCUUGGAAAAACUUCAUCCUUUCGAUUCGGGAAAAUGGGGGAAAAUUGUCAACUUUUUAAAAGAAGAGAUGAUGAUAAAGGAUGAAACCAUUGUAAGAGCCCUAGAAGCACAGGAAGAUGACCUAUUAGUUGUGCACUCAAAGCGGUACCUCAACAAACUGAAGUGGUCAUUUAUAGUUGCCACUAUUACUGAGAUACUACCUGUGGCAUUCCUGCCUAAUUUUAUCAUCCAACGGAAAGUACUAAGGCCAUUCAGGACGCAGACUGGUGGAACAAUAAUGGCUGGGAAACUUGCUAUUGAACGAGGAUGGGCAAUCAACGUUGGUGGGGGCUUCCAUCAUUGCUCGAGUGACCAAGGAGGAGGGUUUUGUGCUUAUGCUGACAUAACUCUGGCAAUUAAGUUUUUGUUUGAGAGAGUGGAAGGAGUUUCUAAGGCUAUGAUCAUUGAUUUAGAUGCACACCAGGGAAAUGGACAUGAGAGAGAUUUUAUGGAUGACAACAGAGUCUAUAUUAUGGAUGUUUUUAAUAGAUACAUCUACCCAGGGGAUGGAUUUGCCAAGCGAGCCAUCAAGUGGAAAAUUGAGCUGGAAUGGGACACAGAGGAUUCAGAGUAUCUGGAGAAAGUGGAAACACAUGUGGCAAAAGCAUUGCAUGAAGUCACUCCGGACAUCAUUGUGUACAAUGCAGGCACUGACAUCUUAGAUGGUGAUCAACUGGGAGGACUGGCUGUUUCACCUCAGGGAAUUAUUAAAAGAGAUGAAGCAAUUUUUAAGGCAGCCCGCAAAUAUAAGAUACCCAUCCUUAUGGUGACAUCUGGAGGCUACCAAAGGUCCACAGCUCGAAUCAUAGCUGAUUCUAUUCUGAACUUGCAUCGUUUGAAACUCAUAGACCAGAGGCUGAUUUAGGUGAAUUGGAUGACUGUUAACAUAGCAUUUCUAAUGUGGAAGCCUUUAUCAGCCACAACACCGCCACUGUCAAUGCAAAAAAAAACUUUAGUUUUGGAAAAAAGCAUAAUUUAAAUACUAAAGUUACAAUGUUCUAUAAUUUGUCUUAAAGAGAGUUACAAAUGUUGAUGAAAUAAAAAUACAAAUAGGUUUACAAUGCUAUUAAAAAUCUUAAAGGAACAUUCCUCUCUGGUGCAAUAAGGACAUGAAUUUUUUUUUUGUAAAAAAUGGUACUAAAAUAUACUUGGCUCUGUGAAGGAUCUAGAUAAACGUAAGUUUUCUCACACAAAAAAGUAACUCAGCUUCUUGAGUAUUUUUGUCUCACCCUGAUACAAACUAUGUUUUUAUUAUGGUUGAAACACUGUUCUGUGUCAGUGUGAUAUUUAUACAUAGAUACUAAUCUUACUUCUUGGUAUUCAAACUAGAGGAUAUAGUGUUAUAGGUGAGCACCAGUUUCAAGUUAAUUGUUUUGUUACAGGGUGUAGUAGAAUGUAUCAGAAGAAACGUUUAACUGCAGAAAUAUCCUGGAAAAUUUUGUCAAAGUCUAUUUUAUUGCCCAGCAAACUAUUUGUAAAGGAAUGUGCCUUUAAAUGUAAGGUAUCUUGCUUCUUGUUCUCAAUAUCAGACUGAAAGAGUUCUUGUGUUCUUACAUAGGGUAUUACUAUUCUAAUAUCUUUCUGUUACGCCCUACAAAAAUAUUUUGUGCUGUAUAUUAGUACUAAGUAACUAAGUUCCAUAAUCACAUUUUAAACACUAUUGGAGCAUGAUUUUGAUUUUAUUGUCCUUCAUUCAUAUCUGGCGCUAAAUAUGUAUUUCAUUCUGCAGUUGCAGUGGAUGCAUUUUAUCACUAAUUGAUCUCAAAUCUGAGGAAUAAAUUCAGUUGGCUCCUCUGAAAUCUAAUUCUGUUGAAGUGAAAAGCAGCUGUCAGCAAGACAAUGGAAAGAAAAUUCAGGCAGAUUUUUAAUAUGUAGUUAAUUUGCCACUGGUGGUUUGCUGUCUAGCAGAGAAAGGAGAAAAAUCUGCCCUUUCAAGUUUUUAGGAAGUUGCUUCAUCAGACUGCAUCUUGAGCUCUUUGCCCAUUUCCAGUCACCAGAAAAAAAAUCUCUGGAGAUAGUGUUGAAAAAUCCACAUGAUAAUAUGGAAGUAAACUUUGGGAAGGCAAAAGAUGAUGGUUCCCAAAAACAGGCACAGGAUCUGUGAUGUGGAACAAACACAUGUCAGUUGAGAAUCCCAAACACAUCAUUCUGCGAACCUUACAAUUGAUUUUCUUGCUCUUUAGGCAACAUUCGCAAACAGUGUUAAUGCGAUUCUCAAAACUCUUAAGAUUACAAAAAAAGGUAUGGAGCAACUUCCAGGCUCUUUAUGUAGCACCUUUCAAAGUUGCAGUGCAUCCCAAAAAACUUGGACUAUAGGAAAGAUUUGAGACUAUUGUCAGGAAGUUCACAAAUGUACUGAUCAUCACAUAGAAUGGAACUUCCAGUUUGGAGAAUGAUGUGAGUGAAACCUGGAGUUGGUUAGAAUCUGUGAGGUAAAGGGGCAUGUGAUUGUAAUUUUAAAUUUGCACAUUACUCCUUAUUCCAUUGGUUUAAAUUUUGUGUAACUCACUUGUCUUAAGAAUCUUAAUUACUUAAUUAUCCUGAAGGGAAUUAUGAAUUGCACAUUGGAAACUUUCACUUCCUCAUUUAUAAAUAUAAUUCUAGGUUCAUUGUGUAUUCUCUAUUGGAUGACUAAAUACUGUGUUAAAGUACGGAAUAAUAUAUUUACUUUAAAAAUCUUUGCAUCAUGUUUGAGAUAUAGUUAACAUGUUAUCAUGAUCUAGGUUAUGAAUUAUGCUAAAUUCUGUGUGAAUUUAAUCAUGUAAGCAGUGCCUGAUUUGAUAGCAUUCAUGUCAGAAGGUUGUGGGUUCAAGUCUUACAUUAAAGACUUGAGCACAACCAUCUAGGCUGACACUUUUGCAGAGUACAUCUUUGGUAUGGGAUGGUCCCAUCUGCUCUUUCAAAGGGAUGAACUGUUUCAAAGCAGGACAGGGAGGUUAACCAUGUGGCCUGACCAAUAUAUAUCCCUCAUUUAACAUCACAAAAAAGUGAUUAUUGUCCAUUUUUGGAUAUUUGUUUGUGGGAAUUUGUUUUAUGCAAAUUGGCUGCCAGGUUACUACAUUAAAACAAUAAUUACAAAGUCCUUCUUUGAGUGUAAAGUGCUCUGAGAUAUCCUGAGGCAGUGAAAGGCAUUAUGUAAAUGCAAAUUUUUAUCCUUUAUAAGAGCUGAUUGAUGAUGUGUGGAGGGUGGUCAUAUCACAUAACUUGGAAAUAUUGUGUUAAAAUCUUGAUUUUAGCUGAAUAUAACGUGAACAUAGUUUGGUUUAACUCACUUUUUACUGAUGGGAAAUUUGGCUAAUCUGAAAGAUUACUUUAUUUGAAAUAAAUGCCUCCAAAUUUUAUUACUUGUUUGUGAUGAAGGUAUUUAAAUUCUUGUAAUGACUCUAAUAAAUGCAAAAUACAUUAUGAUUGAGGAUCACCCAGCCCAUCCAUUUUAGUCCUGAAUCAAGUACUUCUUUGCUUUGUGACCUAGACCAGAUAUUACAUUUUGUUAGAUGCAAAAAAACAAAGACUUGCCUUUAGAAAGAACUAUUCAUAUUCUUCUCAGAACACCCCAAAGCACUUCAGAACUAAUGAAGUACUUUUGACUGUGGUCAGUGUUAAAAUGUAGGAAACAUGGCAGACAAUUUGCACACAGCAGCCACAUACAAAUGGUAAUAUACUGAAAAGUAAAUUUCCUGGUAAUUUAUUCUGAAAGUUAUUGCAUUUAUGAUCACUUAUUGAUCAGUCAAUUCUGUAGCUUGUAUUUUAACAUUUGCAUCAUCUCAUGAUAUAGGUGCAAACCCAAUUUCAUAGAAUAUAGAACAUUACAGCACAGUAUAGGCCCUUCGGCCCACGAUAUUGUGCCGACAUUUUAUCUUGCUCUAAGAUCUAUCUAACCCUUCCCUCCCACGUAGCCCUCCAUUUUUCUUUCAUUCAUGUGCCUAUCUAAGAGUCUCUUAAAUAUCCCUAAUGUAUCUGCCUCCACCUCUGCUGGCAGUGUGUUCCAUGCACCCACCACUCAGAUUGGCAUUCUAAUUGUAACACUAAAUUAAUGAUGCAAAAUUGGAGGUGGUGUCCUUCAGAUAAUGCAUUAAAUCAAACUCUGCUCAGUCUAUUCUGAAUAUUUGGGUACAUAGUUACGAUCCCUUGUCACAAUUUGAGGAAGUGUUGGCAGUGUGAUAAAAUACUGAUUAAUAUUUUUUUUCUCAACCACAACUAUCACAGAUUAAUUGUUUGUUGAUCUUACUGCUAUUUGCUGUGCUACAAGUAAAUAUGUAUUUAUAACAGAAUAGAAUGGUGUACCAUCAAUAUUGAUUUAAAAAGCUUGAUAUAACAAAUCUACAGGAAAUGUCAUUCUUUUGGAGAAUUAGUAGCAUUGUAUGUUACAUAAUUAUGAGGAAGAUAAUUUAGAUACCUUUCUGAAUUGAAUUCCUUAAAAACAAGCUAUCAGCUAAAUAUUAAAUCAUUGCUAAACUUGA